AAUAUGAUAGUAAAAACAUUUAUUCCAACCAAAUCAACAACAAUGUCCUUGAAUAACUUUUGAAAUUUUAAUUUGAAAUUUUUAAAUAUGAAAUUAUUCGUAUUGUGUUUUGGAUUUGUCUUAUUCAAUUCUAAUAGACAUGUAAACGCUAUUUGUGAAUGCCGAAAUCUUCCAAUUAAGUGUUCUACGCCUGAGCCUACCAAUUGCACGUACGGCGGCACAAUUGACGACGAAUGUGGAUGUUGCAGAGUUUGCGCGAAAGGAGAUGGAGUGCAUUGUGGUUUUGUUUUGGAAGAGUUCCAUUGCCAAGGUAAUCUUGCUUGUCUUCAACCAAAUCCGUAUUGCUUAGGGAAAUGUGUCACAAAAGAUUUUCAUGAUAAUUUCUUAAAAACAAAGCAACAAAAACCUGCAAUCUCUUUUUGUGAAUGUCAUAUACUUCCGGUUAAGUGUUCCACGCCUAAGCCCACCAAUUGCGAGCAGGGCACAAUUAAGGACGGUUGCGGAUGUUGCGAAGUUUGCGCGAAAGGAGAAGGAGCACCAUGUGGAAGAAUUUCUGAAAAUUUCGAAUGCCCUGAUAAUCUUCCUGCAUGUCUUCAGCUAGAUGGUCACUGCUUAGGGAGAUGUGUUACAAUUGAAUUUCACAAUGAUAUAUUAAAAAAAAUGGGACAAAAUUAAACAAAUAUUAUUGAAAAAAGAAUUUUUUUUUUCUUCAGAUUUUUCCUGCAAAAAAUUACUAAUAAAUUUUAGUUAUAUAUUGUUUAUGAUAUAGUUUUUUUUUUUUUAAAAAACAAUGAAAUUAUUUCUGUUUUUAACUAUUGUCAUCAUCAAAUAAAAGAUAUAUAUAAUAA
Messenger RNA from Gordionus sp. m RMFG-2023, 848 nucleotides. RefSeq lists its product as uncharacterized. Gene Ontology annotation, molecular function: insulin-like growth factor binding. The record is from RefSeq and is a predicted model, not a curated record. Bases 88 to 675 code for a protein of 195 amino acids. The transcript has 5 exons. Lineage: Eukaryota; Metazoa; Nematomorpha; Gordioida; Chordodea; Parachordodidae. Gene Ontology annotation, cellular component: extracellular region. Gene Ontology annotation, biological process: regulation of signal transduction; regulation of cell growth.